CAUGUGUUUGUCUGACGCGGUAUUGCUAUGGCAACAGUAAACAUCCUUGAACUGAAGCUUUUCCUUUUGGGAUUGUUCCCUUUUAUCUGUUCAUUAAACUCCAGUUCAUCAUGUCAGACGUUGGCUCUGAAGAGUUUGACGACGAGCAUGGCUCUCUGGGGGAGUAUGAGGGAGACAGAAAUGAAGCUGGAGAGAGACAUGGACAGGGCAAAGCUGUCCUGCCUAAUGGAGACACUUACCAAGGAGCAUAUGAAAACGGCAAGAGAUCUGGCCAGGGGACAUAUAAGUUCAAGAAUGGGGCCAGAUACAUUGGAGAAUGGUACAUGAAUUUAAAACACGGACAAGGCUUAUUUUAUUACCCAGAUGGCUCCAAAUAUGAAGGAAGCUGGGUGGAUGACCAGCGACAGGGUCAUGGUGUUUACACAUACCCCAAUGGAGACACAUAUGAUGGUGAAUGGCUGCACCAUCAAAGACAUGGGCAGGGUACAUACACACAUCAUGACACAGGUUCUCAGUACAUGGGCAGGUGGAUCAUGGGUAAAAUGGAGUCAGCCGGGGAGCUUAUCCAUUUGAACCACAGAUAUAAGGGCAACUUUGUCAAUAAUAAUCCCUCUGGUACAGGGAAGUAUGUGUUUGACAUUGGGUGUGAGCAGCAUGGAGAGUAUCUCCAGCUAGAGCAGCAGGACAAAGGAGAUACAGAGGAAGAUGAACCUGCCAUAACCACCACAUUGAAGUGGAAACCCAAGGCUCUUACUGGGCUUUCUGUUCGGGCAAAUGAGAAGGAUUCUGCCACCUCAGAUCAAGCCGUGGUGGAAGAGUGAGAAAGACAGACCUCCAAAAGAUAAGAAGACAGAUGACCUCUAGAUAAUUAUACCUGCACAUAUCUAAAAAAGUCACUUCUCAUGUUUAGGGAUAAUUAAAAUACUGUCAAAAAAAAAAAAAAAAAAUGUAUUGCACAUUGCUAGUUAUUGUUAGAAAAUGCAUUAACCAACAUUAAACAGCCCUUAUUGUAUAGUGUGACUGUAAGUGUACCUUAUUUGGAGGCCCUGGUAACUGAAAAGUGUUGUAAUUUUAAAAACAGCAGAGGGCGCAAUAAACCAGCCCAAAAUUACCUGUAAUUGAGACUAGUUUUUAAGAACAAUUAUGCUGAUUUGUUAUUCAUUAAAACGCACUAAAGUUUA
Messenger RNA from Megalobrama amblycephala (Wuchang bream), 1181 nucleotides. It is a transcript of the gene rsph1, whose product is annotated as radial spoke head component 1. Gene Ontology annotation, biological process: axoneme assembly; spermatid development. The record is from RefSeq and is a predicted model, not a curated record. Gene Ontology annotation, cellular component: nucleus; motile cilium. Bases 111 to 821 code for a protein of 236 amino acids. The transcript has 8 exons. NCBI's taxonomy places the organism in Eukaryota, Metazoa, Chordata, Actinopteri, Cypriniformes, Xenocyprididae.